CUUUAGACAUAUUUGUGGUUGCAUCUUCUUGAUGAAUGGGGAAAGGAAUAAGGUUUUCUAAAGCAGUGAGAUAAUGGGGUGAUACAAGUUCUGAUGUCUUCUUUGUUUGCUUGUUAACAAUGUGAACCUUUUAAAGAUGAGUAUUCUAGCAGAUGCAGUAAGAAAAGGUUGUGAAGAUAUAAUUUUAGGGGGGAAAAAAGUAAUGAUUAUAACAGAAAUAAUUUUAAGUAAGAAAUCCCAGUCAGAUGUAUUAAUACACAUGAAUUUACAGAUUAAUUCCUGUGAUCAGAAUCUGAACCGAUGCUGUGAAAUAAUAGAACUGAAUUCUCAGAUUCAAGGGCAGCUCUUCACAAUCCUCAAUGAAACAUCUCGAGAAGGUGGGCAUUAUGCAGGUAUGGAAACAAUAAAAACUCGCCUCCUGCCAUGGCUAGGGACUUCCUGUGCUACUUCAGGAAGGCUCUUUGAAACCAACUCCUCUCUCAUUCAGGAUUCAAUUGAGAAAGAGAAGCAGCUGAGAGAGCUGGAUAUCAAUCAGACUUGUCAACUUCAGGAGCUGCAGGAAGAACUGACUUCAACUCGCCUACAGCUCAACCGUGUGCAACAAGAUCUGGCAAAAACCCAGUUGGCUCUUGAAGAUGCAAAGACCAAAUCCGCCUCUACUCUUUUGGCAGCAGAAGAUGAAAUUAUUCAGCUAAAAGCAGCACUGAAGACUUCCUGUGCCCAAGAGAAGGAUGCCCUGAAGAAGUUAGAUCGUCUGAAUGACUAUGAGCAGCAGAUUCAGAUACUGCGGGAUGAGAUUUCUAUCCUGGAUGCCCAAAAGUCUGUUCUCCGGAGCAGGCUUGCACGGAGCCGCUCUCCGUCCCCAACGAGCAGGUCGCUGAGCCCGCUUCGCCUGCGGAGCUGCUCCCCCGGCCGCGCCAGGCGCACCAAUGCCUCCCGGCGCAGCGGCCUGCUCGCCCGCUUUGGGGACAUCUAUGCUGAAGAGCGUCUGGAUGCAGAGACCCUUCUGAGGACAUACAUCAGUGACAUGGAGAUGGUGCGGAGGAUAAUAUACAUUGCAGCUGUGGAGUCUUUUCAUGCAGCAAAGAUGGCCUACAGGCAGUUCAAAAUACGUGUAAGAGAAACUCUGUCUUUGGGUCACUCGGGGCCUGAGUCACUUGAAGACGCUGUCCUAGAUUAUAUAGUUCGCCAUGAGGAUCUGUAUGACGUUCAAGCCAGUGUCAAUGAAGUAAUUCGCUGCAUGAACAUCAACCCAAAGAUUUCAUUUCCACCAGAAAUUGAUUUCAUUGUGAUCAGCACUUUGAUUCGAGAGUUGUGCCGUGUGGCUUUUUCAAUGCAGACUCUCAUUCCUCCUCUUGAUAUUGCCUUUAGUACUGAUGGAGAACUUUUCAGUGAGACCAAGUACCAUCGUAGUUUGGACUCUGAUUUCACAGCGGUCUUGGUGGCGUAUCAUGUAUGGCCUGCUCUCAUGGAAAAUAAUGUUGUGGUGUUGAAGGGAGAGGCAGUCACAAAAAGGGGAGCUCUGUGCUGUCGCAGAAGUAGAAGUAAAAGUAGAAGUAGAAGCUGCAGUCGUAACAGCAGUCCUCUUCGAUGUCGUCAUUUGUCUCGAAGCUGCAGUCCUUCACUGAGGAGUGGAAGCCCAAGGCGUUAGCUGAGCCUGUGCCUGUAAUUCAGCAGGUCUGGAUCCAACAACUUCACUGUGCCUUUCCUCCUCAGGAGUACCUCAGGUCUCACAAUAAUGUGAAUGGCAAUUGUCACGCAAAUGGAGUUUGUGUUCAGUGUGGUUUUUAGAAUUAUAGGUUUAUUUACAAUUUUAGAAACUAAUACAACCCUUCUGAUUAAAAAAAAAAAAAAAAAGUGCAUGUAAUAGAGGAUCAUAUUCAUUUGGCAAAAUUUGCACAGCACUAGGGAACCCAUACUGUAAACCUGCAGAUGGAGAUAGAUUUACUGCUCCUAGAAUGUUUUCCACAGAUACCAAACGAUGCAAUUUACCUUGACAGGAUGUUUAAUAUAAUCUAAAUGGUGAAUGUUGCAGAAUGUUGGGGUUAGCUGUUACUUGAAAAACAUUUCAUUAGUUGGUGCUUAUUUACAAUUUUAGAAAACAGCAGUAAUCUUAGAACGUGCCAGUCUCACACAGCAUCCUUUUAAAUAUACAUCCUUGCAGGAAACUGAAUUUUCUAGCUACAAUGCAAAAGUUGCAUGGAACAGUCCUAAACUAACAAUACUCCAGCAAUCCCCAGGACAGGUGUAUGCUUUAGCAAGGCAGUAAUAGUCCUUGUUAAAUGUCACAUAGAAGUGAAUGUAGUAAAAAAUUGCAGUUUGUAACUUAAAAGUAUAUUGAAAUAUGCCACUGACUAUGGGUAAGCUUUGAAAUAUUUGCUUGAUGUGGCCUAUUUGGUAUAACACUUAAUGGGCUUUCAUACUAAACUGAUAGAUUAGUAAUUCUUGUGAACACAGUGAAAAAAACCUGUCCAGUUAUCUCUUAGUUUGGACGUUUAUUAUGUUUUAAGUGUAAAAAUUAGAGAACCAAGCAGGAUUUAUUCUGAUACUUUAAAUAGUUUGUUCCCCAUGGAAAUGUUUAUUUUAGUAUCAGCAUUUUUGGUUUUGAAAUAACUGAGAAAGAGAGAAAGAAAGUUGGGAGCAGGAGGUUAGUGGAGCCCUCCCAUCUAAUCUGGUUGGCAGUGAGUGUGGUGCUGAUUCAGACUUGUAGGAGGCUGUGGAGAUGAGUGGUAAGUUAAAGCAAAAAUAUAGCCUGGAGAAAGUAAAUGUGAAAGCAAAAAAUUAUCAAAAUGCUCCGUGGAAAACAUGCCUGUACAUCCUCCAGGAUUUGAGCCUUUUAACUUUACAUUUAUAUUGCACGUAUAUUCUGCAGAAGUUUGUCAUCCUGUAAAAGUGCCACCAGAAUUAAAUGCUGUCUUUCAGCUUUAUGUAACCUCUCUCAGCUGCUUCUGAUUGAUGUUAACUACACAAUGAUUUUCUUACUGUAGCAUUAAAUGGUGAAACUUUGUAUUAGAAAAACAAAAAUGCAUUUGUUAUGCCUUGCAGCUAUAUUAGCAUGUGUUCAGAUUGAAUGUUUUAAGUUUCAGUACUGUAUUCCUCUUAGUCAUGCAGCACACUAGUCAAGGAUACUUGAUUAUACUAAAAUCGAAAUUUCAGUAUACUAAAAAAGUAUACUAAAAUAAGUAUACUGAAGAAAUGUACAUUUCAUUUUAUGGUUGAAAAGUUGGAAGGAAGUUUUUGAUAGUUUACACAUGUAUCUGUCAGGCUCUUGCUGAUCUACAGGUGUGUUGUUUAUGUGGAAGCUGUACCUUUCAUUUGGUAGCGGGAGCACAGACAGAACACUUGGUGCCAUUUUCCUGUUAAGAGACAAAAGCAUGAACAUAAAUUAAGUGGGUUGUGUGUUUAUACUUCCUUAUGGCUUUGAGAAGGCAGCACUUCUUCCUUGCAAAAACACAGUUCUCAAAGCAGUGUUACCUGUUCAAAAGGCAAAUGUCGGUGUAAAGAUGCUUUUUAUCACUGUUAGUAUGGCUUCCUGUGACAUUGCUUUUUCCUGAAGGGCUUUGGCCUGCAUGCAAAAAUCUCUGUUUUAAAAUAAAAAUUUUAUAAAGAGAGAUUACUUUAGGCUAAUUCCUUCUCUUCACAGUAGCUGGCAUUCAGCCUUUUACAUCAGUCACAUAAAGCAGAUAUAACACGUAUGUUUAUAAACUGCAUUCACAACCUUCAGUGAAAACCUCUCUCUGUGGUGAUGAUACAUGCACCCCUAAAACAGCAUAGACAAGACAAACACUUGUUAUUUGGAAGCAUCAUCUUCUAUUCAUAGAAAUCAUUUUGGCCUGUGGCUUUUUAUACAGUUUACACUUUUAAUGGCUGAAUUGUUUUAGUUAAUAAAAAAUAA
This is a messenger RNA of Apus apus (common swift), 3895 nucleotides long. RefSeq names its product spermatogenesis associated 18 (gene SPATA18). The coding region runs from base 137 to 1651 and encodes 504 amino acids. Gene Ontology annotation, biological process: mitochondrial protein catabolic process; mitophagy by internal vacuole formation. Lineage: Eukaryota; Metazoa; Chordata; Aves; Apodiformes; Apodidae. The transcript is spliced from 12 exons. Gene Ontology annotation, cellular component: mitochondrial outer membrane. The record is from RefSeq and is a predicted model, not a curated record.